AUCAAGCGACAGCAAGACACGUGAUACAGAUUUCUGGCCAAUCAGAUGAGUUUGCCAGUGAUGCUUCGCCCCUCUUUCAAGCAUUUGGUUUGUGGUUUAUGUUCUGGUAAUUUGGAAUCUCAGUCCCUAUGAAAUGCAGUUGUUUUAACAUAUUUCUCAAGAUUAAAGCACAAACAUAAAAUGACUGGUUAGGAGUGGACUAAUUCGUUAACACUGACAAGGUAAGAGACGACUGGAAAGAUGGAAACUUUGAUUCCCACCAUUAACCGGCUGCAGGAAGUCUUUCAGACUGUCGGGACAGAGAUCAUCCAGCUGCCUCAGAUAGUCGUGGUUGGGACUCAGAGCAGUGGAAAAAGCUCAGUGUUGGAGAGCCUGGUCGGAAGGGAUUUUUUGCCUCGGGGAUCUGGAAUAGUCACAAGACGACCCCUUGUGUUGCAGCUCGUCAAUGUUGCUCCGCGGCAGGAAAGACUGAAGAAUGAGCACGGAAAUGGGCUUAAACAAAACACUCAAAACAGCUACCCAGGUAUCAAAGCAGAAGAAUGGGGCACGUUUUUGCAUUGCAAGAAUCAGAUCUUCACAGAUUUUGUGGAAAUUCGUAAAGAAAUCGAAGCAGAGACGGAACGCAGUUCGGGAGACAACAAAGGAAUCACUUCUGAACCCAUAUAUUUGAAGAUAUUCUCCCCCAAAGUUCUGAAUCUCACGCUGGUUGACUUACCUGGAAUUAUCAAGGUUCCUGUAGGAGACCAGCCAGAGAACAUUGAGGCUCAAGUGCAAGAGAUGAUCUUAUCCUUCAUCUCUAAUCCAAACUCCCUCAUCCUCGCGGUAUCUCCUGCCAAUUCUGACUUGGCCACCUCUGAUGCUCUGAAAUUGGCACGUGAAGUUGAUCCAGAUGGUCGUCGGACGCUGUUGGUGGUCAGUAAGCUGGACUUGAUGGAUGCAGGAACGGAUGCGCUGGAGGUCCUCCUGGGUAGAGUCAUACCUGUAAGGCUUGGCAUCAUCGGCGUAGUCAACAGGAGCCAGCAUGACAUUAAUACACAAAAGAGCCUGGAGGACUCGAUUAAAGACGAGCACGUUUUUCUGCAGCGCCACUACCCCUCUCUCGUUUCCAGAGCGGGCUCACGCUACCUUGCAAAAACCCUCAGUAAACUGCUCAUGCACCACAUCAGGGACUGCCUGCCAGACCUCAAAACACGAGUGACGGUGCUCAUGGCGCAGUACCAGGCACGACUCAACAGCUACGGUCAGCCUGUGGAGGACCACAGCGCCACUCUACUGCAGAUUGUCACCAAGUUUGCCACAGAUUAUUGCAACACCAUAGAGGGAACAGCCAGGCACAUACAAACAUCUGAGCUCUGCGGAGGUGCUCGGAUCUGCUACAUAUUCCACGAAACCUUUGGCCGCACUCUGCAGUCUAUCGACCCUCUGGGAGGCCUGACUGACCUCGACAUCCUCACUGCCAUCCGCAACGCUACGGGUCCAAGGCCGGCUCUUUUUGUGCCUGAAGUAUCGUUUGAGUUGUUGGUGAAGAGGCAAAUAAAGCGCCUGGAGGAGCCCAGCAUGCGCUGCGUGGAGCUCGUUCACGAGGAGCUCCAGAGGAUCAUCCAGCACUGCUCCUCCUACAGCACACAGGAGCUUCUUCGAUUUCCUAAACUGCACGAUUCCAUAGUGGAAGUGGUGACCGGAUUGUUGAGGAAACGCUUGCCAAUUACUAAUGAAAUGGUGCACAAUUUAAUUGCAAUUGAGCUUGCUUAUAUCAACACCAAACAUCCAGACUUCACAGAUGCAGCUCAGGUCUCAGCGUCCGUCAACAGUCAGCAGGCAGACUCUCUGGACGGAGGGAAACACUGGAAGACUGAGAAGACUGCAGAGAAUAAAGCUCAAGUCACAAGCUUUGGCAGCCCCAGCAAAAGCCAGGCUAUCAACCUUCUGGACACAGCGGUACCCAUUUCUCGCAAGCUGAGUGCCAAGGAGCAGAGGGACUGCGAGGUCAUCCAGCGGCUCAUCAACUCCUACUUCCUGAUUGUCCGCAAAAGCAUCCAAGACAGCGUACCCAAGACGGUCAUGCACUUCCUGGUGAACUUCGUGAAGGAGCAUCUGCAGAGUGAGCUGGUGGGUCAGCUUUACAAGCAGGGCCUGCUGCAGGAGUUACUUAUCGAGUCUCAGGAAACCGCGCAGCAGCGGACUGAGGUCGCACAAAUGCUCGAGGCACUUAAAAAGGCUAAUAACAUCAUCUCUGAGAUCCGGGAGACCCAUCUUUGGUAGCCAGAGGAAGCUGACAAGCCUCUUUGUUUGUGGAGACCUUUAUGCGUGUAAAAGUGUAUGUGAGUCCACUGUGGAGGAAGUGUGUGCCGCAGUACUGUUUCCUCAUAGACUAAUGAGCAUAGCACAUUAAGCAAGUACUUUGUCUCAACAGAUCAUGUUCAGCGCAGUGGAGCUGCUGUUGCUCCCUCUAAUGUGUGCAGUUGGAAAAUCAAUUCAGAACUCAGGCCAAAAGUGUUUCAUCCUGUGAAAGACACCUCCAUGAACAAACCCCUUUAGCUCGUGAGAACAUUCCCGCUUUAAGUGUGACCUUGUAAUAUGUAAUAUUUAAGGGUGUUUUUGAUGUUUACGCUGCCCCUUUUCCAUGUGUAUCCAUGAGCUGGACCCCUCUGGCAGGUUCUUAUGCUAAUAUGGAUUUAUAGUUUAAACUUUCAUCACCUGUGAUCAUUAGAUAGAAGUUAAAAUCUAAGCGUGCCAGUGCUGACUGCAGUGCAACAGUGAAGACGCACUGGAGUUAUCGUCCAAAAAAA
Molecule: messenger RNA, 2789 nt
Organism: Oryzias melastigma (Indian medaka)
Lineage: Eukaryota; Metazoa; Chordata; Actinopteri; Beloniformes; Adrianichthyidae
Product: dynamin-1-like protein
Exons: 18
Coding region: 241-2262 (673 amino acids)
Biological process (GO): mitochondrial fission
Cellular component (GO): membrane; mitochondrion; cytoplasm
Molecular function (GO): microtubule binding; GTPase activity; GTP binding
Source: RefSeq, a predicted model, not a curated record